AUGCAAACGUCACUACACUGGAAGCUGCGCGAACGCGCAGUUGCAGACAAAGAGAAGAUUGCCGAAGCGCUUCGGUCCAAUCUGACCAUCCUCAACGAUGCGGAGAAUCCUUGGGUCCUGCCAGUGGUGAAUGGCCGCUGCCCCAUCAAGCACGGCAUGAGAGUGGAGGUGCCCUUUACGGUCUCUACCGCUCUCAAGUUCAAGGCUUUCGAGUGGAUGGGCCUCAUCCGGAAGCUGCGCCACUGCGGGUUCAACCAGAUCAAGAUGCUAUCGGAUCGUCUCUCUCAAGGAAAGGAUGCCAAGCAGGAGAACGAUCUGGCCAUGAAGAUUACUUUUGCGUGGGCAGUCUGCGUCGCGGUGGUCAUCGUGUGGUCCGUCUACGCAGUGGCGUCGGUUCCCAGAAAGCGACCAAUGGACACCGUCAAGAUGGGUCUGGCCGACGACGAGAAGGCCUACGCGAGAGGCAUCAUGAACUAUGUUAGUUUGGCCUGGGUGGAUGAGCUGGUGGGAAGAUAUGGCAAGCAUGCGAAUGCCGUGAUCGAUGACAAUGAGAUUGUGUGCAACCGGAGAGAUGAUGCCUUUGUGCCCUACGUCACAUUCCACAAGCACUGGCAGGAGGAGGUGAAGCGCGCCGGCAGCGUCGAGAAGGCCUGGAUUCUGCAGGCCCUCUACAAGACCGUGGGCUUCAAAGGCUGCCUGGCCAUGGUCGUCCUCACCUUCAUGUCGGAGAUCGCGGGGGGAGCCUUGAGCAUCGUCGGGCUUCAGUUCUUCAUGAACUCCCUUGAGAGCUUAGACGCCUGGAUGCUGCAACAUCCAGGAGAGCAGCCCAGCUACUUGGCUCCGACCCUUGCCACUUUGAUCUGGAUGUGGGGUAUGCCCAUGAUCUUUCGAUUCCUCAGCAUCAUCUCCACCUUGAUCGAUGGCCACUGGACCCAGAUCUGCGCUUCCGGUCUGGCCUCCACCGUCUUCCACAAGGCGCUCCGCACGCCCGCCAGCGCAACCAGGCCUGAGACGCGGGAGACGGCAGAUGGGGACGAGGAGGCCGACCCGUGGGGGUCCCACAAACCCAACUUGGUGCAGAUCCUCAACGUAGACAUCGUGGACUGCUGGGGAGGCCUCAUCCGCGACGUCCUCUGCGUGUUUAUCGCGCCAUUUUCCAUGGCCUUCCUCCUUGCCCUCAUGGUGUCGCAGAUCAGCUUCUCCGCCAUCGGUGGGGCGAGCUACAUCGUGCCGGUGUUGAUUCUCAUGAUGCUGUGCACCCAGGUUGCCAUGAACUACUGGAAGAAGUACCAGAUGUACAUGGACGCGCGCCUGAAGUGGUUGACAGAGUCCCUGCUCUCGAUCCGAAUCGUCAAGGCCCUUGCCUGGGAGAAGCUCGCCCUGGACAAGCUCGUCAAGGCAAAAGAUGGAGAGCUCCACUCCGGGAAGAUGAUGUAUUGCAUGUCGGGCGUCAUGAAUGCGGUUGCCCACACCCUACCCUGGGGCGUGCUCGCAAUCACCUUUUGGAUCCUGAUGGCAGAGCAUGGCAGAAUCGCCGCCUAUGAAGUCAUGAUUGUUCAGCGUCUCAUCCAGGCCCUGCAGGCGAACAUCUCCCAACUCUCCAACGGACUCGGGCGGUUUAUGACCGUUCCGAACAGCUUCAACCGAAUCAGGCGCUUUCUGGCCCAGCCAGAUCGGCCCCAAGGGGUGGUGCGCCAGCCUGCGCAGACCCAGAACCGACCAGCCGUUUGGGUGAUGGGAAGCUUCAACUACUCUGGGACGAAGCCCAUCUUGAAAGAGUUGGACCUUGCGGUGCCGCAAGGGGAGCUUGUGGGGAUCAUCGGGCGCGUCGGUGCGGGCAAGAGCUCCUUGUUGCAAACUAUCAUUGGGGAGCUCCAUCCGCUGAAUGGGGCAGCCGGUCUCGGCUUUGUCGAAGCUCCUGACACCGCCACGGGCCAAAUCGCCUACUGCGCCCAAGUACCCUGGAUCUUUGAGGGCACCCUCCGCGAAAAUAUCAUCCUGAACCAGCAGCUCCACCAUGACCGCUACUACAAGUGUAUCCAUGCUGCUGGCUUGACAUCCGACCUCCAAAUCUUGCCGGGUGGCGAUCAGUGCACCAUCGGCUCAUUCGGCAUUCGGCUCUCUGGAGGACAGCGUGCUCGAGUUGCUUUGGCCCGCGCUGCCUACAUGGAAGCUGCACAGAUUGUGCUCAUCGACGACCCAUUUGCCUCGGUGGACGGCCCCACAGGUCAGCACAUCUUCACUGAGCUGCUGCUGGGGCCCAUCAUGCGCGGCCGGACUCGUCUGGUGGUGACGCAGCCGGAUCGCACACGCCUGCAGCACUUCGACCGCCUCGUCCUAUUCGAAGAUGGCUGCGUGAUAGAGACUGGCGCGCCAGCAGAGGUCAUGGAGACGGAGGCCUUCAAUCGUAUACAGCAGGAGCAGGUCCACGACGAUGACGACUCCGAGGAAGAGGCAAGAGAGCCUACAGUUACCGAUGCGGCCCAGAGCGUGAUGCUUGCCCAGCAGGCCAACGACACUGGAGGUAUGCUUCUUCGUGAAGAGGAGGUCCAGGAGAACAUUACUUGGGAUUCGAUCUGGUGGUGGGUCAAAGCAGCAGGUGUAUUCAACCUUAUCGUGCUCGCUGGAUUCACGGUGAUGCAGUCGGUGAUUGAACUCAGGGAAGCUUUGGUCCUGGCGGUCUGGAUUGACAGCAAGCUGGCGGACCCGGAGGUCAACGAUGGGAUCUUCAUCCGGCGCCUCGUCAUCGUGGUGGCUGUCUGCUGCCUGUGCAUCGUCCUGACCUUCUUUGCCACGGCGACUGUCAGCAACACCGCAGCGAGGAAGCUCCACGAGAGCUGCGUGGAGAGCCUCCUAUGCGCCCCGGUCGACAGGUUCUUUGACAAGCAGCCCGUUGGCCGUCUCAUUAAUCGCCUGUCCUAUGACAUGAAGCAGGUGGACGAGACGUUCGUGGGCACUAUCAUGGUCAUUGCCCAGUUCCUAGCAGGUUUCAUUACCACACAGAUGUUCAUCUUUACAGUGAUGCCUCGUAACGUAUGUGUCAUGGCCCUUCCGUUCUACGCCGCAACGCUGUUCUUCAUCUACAUCUACCGUGGGACGGCUGUGCCGCUGGUGUUCCACUCGAAGCACUCACUGUCCAGCGUGCAGGACCUGCAAGCAAUUGUCGUUGGCCAGUGCGUGUCCAUCCGCGCGAAUGGCAUGCUGGACAGCUUCAUGAAGCGAUACAACCACUACUCGCAGAGCGUGAUUCGAGCACAGUACCUCAUCUACUACGUCUGCCGGGCCUGGGCGCAGUCCCGCGUCUUCCUGAGCUUCGGCUUCAUCACUGCCAUCCUGGCUCUUGGUGGCCUCUGGGCGGGAGUGUCUCUGGGCACUUUGUCCACGUGCGUGGGCUUCUGCUUCUUCCAGAUGGGCCAGUUCGAGGGCAUCUCCAUGACCUUCACCUUCCUCUUGAAUGUGAUGAAUGCCCUGCAGCGCCUCAUGAAGUACGUGGGAGUACCGGCGGAGGCGGCCUACGACACGCCCAACGACUACAGCGUGCGCCAGAAAGUCAAGAUCGACCGUGGCGAGCUUGUGUGUCUCCAGCUGAAGCAGGGCAUCAUCGGCGAGAACCAACCGCGUGUGCAGGUUUGCCUUCGUGGCUCAGGCGACGUCCUUCUCCAGUCGAGCCCCGACGGCUUGGGCUUGAAUUUUGCGAGCGGCGUCGCCCUGCAGGAGCUGGCUCCGGAAAGCAAAGCUUUGGGAGACCUCCGCGGGGACUUUCGGAUCAUCGCCGUCAACAGCGUGUGUGAUUCUGCCGAGCGGAUGGCGCGCGAGCUGUGCAAUCCAGCUGCCGCAAUCUGGUUGGACUUGUGGAACAAUGAGUUUGAAGGGGGGCUCAAGGUGGAGAUUGAAGAACUCACCGCCGGAUAUGCCACAGCCAAGAGCGUGCUGCAUGGGGUGACACUCUCGAUCCCCCCCCGCAGCAAGUGCGCCUUUGUGGGGAAGACCGGCUGCGGCAAGUCCACCACCUUGCUCUGCAUCCUACGCUUCUUGGAGCCCCGAAGCGGGCGCAUCGUGAUCGGGGGCCGAGACAUGGGCAGGCUUGGUCUUCGCGCAGUGCGAAGCAUCGUCGGCCUGGUUCCUCAGGAUCCCACGAUCUUCGAGGGCAGCAUCCGCUUCAACCUGGACCCAUUUGAUGAGUAUCCAGAUGCCCGGGUUUGGGAGGCGGUGCAGGGCGUGCAGCUAAUGACCUUCAUCCGCUCUUUACCAGACGGCAUCGACACCCAUGUCGACAGAGAUGGCAGCAACAUCAGCUUUGGCCAAAAACAGCUCAUCAGCCUGGCACGCAUGGUGAUACGUCAGCCACCUGUCCUUCUCCUGGAUGAGUGCACCUCCGCCUUGGACCCGGUCACCCAAGAGGCGGUGCAGAAGAGCAUCCUCCACGACUUCCCCAAGACCACGAUCAUUGCCGUGGCACAUCGUCUUGAGACAAUCCUGGACUUCGACCAGAUCUGCGUGUUUCAUCAAGGCAACGUCAUCGAGCGAGGCACAGUCCAGGAACUCAAAGAGGCGAGGGGCGCCUUUGCAACGAUGCUGCAGGCCAAGAAAUCGAAGGUAAAGGCUCUGAAGUGA
Molecule: messenger RNA, 4614 nt
Organism: Symbiodinium natans
Lineage: Eukaryota; Dinophyceae; Suessiales; Symbiodiniaceae
Source: the annotation of a GenBank genome assembly